Molecule: messenger RNA, 2491 nt
Organism: Cuscuta europaea
Lineage: Eukaryota; Viridiplantae; Streptophyta; Magnoliopsida; Solanales; Convolvulaceae
Source: the annotation of a GenBank genome assembly
AAUCAAGAUGCUACCGGCUAAUCGGCCCAAUUGAGCAUUUUCCGUACAACUAUGUGAAGUGCGAGUGCCAGUGCGAGUGCGAGGGCUCUAUCUGAUAGUUUUCCGUACAACUAUUUGAAGUCACAUUUCCGUCACCCACCCUGCCCUGCCCAACACACCACCAAUCACACACGCCUGAGCCGCUUGAUGCCACCGCUUGGUUACGGCCUUUGAACUCCGUCGGAGCUCUGCAUGGCUGUCAGUCAUCAUGUAACCGGAUCCACAAUCGUCGAACUGCCCAGGCCAUCCCGCCCUAGAGCUCCGUUUCCCGCUCGCAUCUCCGCCCGGAGCCACGGCAUCAUCGCUGCUUGCGACGAGCUCGAGAUGCCUCAAGGCCCGACGUGCAUAUUUGUCGGGCCUAUAGAGACAGCUAGUCAAGAGACUCUAGAAGCUCUCUACCGUCAAGCAAGGGAUUCAUAUUACAGUGGGUCACCGCUAAUAUUUGAUGAUAUGUUUGAUAGAGUUGAGUUAAAACUACGUCGGUAUGGUUCAAAAUAUGUUGUCAAGUACCCUCGCUGCAGUCUUAGCCGCCAAUCAACUUAUGCUGAUGCACAGGGCAGGAGGACCCAUCACAGGUUUUUGCACUAGCAAGCAUAUGGAUCCUGAUUCUUGGUCUUGGAUGUUCAGUCUUGCUUGCGCCUAUAAUAUACACUAUAAGUCAAGCUUAUCGUGAUGCAUUUACUUCAGAAAUGCCCUUCACGAGUCAAGCAUCCUCACUGCAGCUUCUUACCAUGCUUAAUGGCAUACUUUACAUGGUGUUAGGAUCCAUCAUAGGGUAUCCCAUUGCUUCAGCAUCUGGCUAUGUUUGGUGCACUAUGGUACAAGGCUUCAAGACAGAGCUCAGGCACUACUUACAUGGAAUGAACAUUGAAAUCUUUUUUGUUAUGUUUGUGAUGUGAAAAUAGUAGGGACAGGAGAAAAUGCACAAGAAAAUAGUAAAUCUCUUAGGAUAUGAUUUUUUUUACAUACUUUAGAUUUCAUAGUAUUUUCAUCAUUUGUAAUGGAGUCAAAGAUUCACUAUUGUUUGGCUUGAGAAUAUGAUGGAGUAAAGCAAAAUGACUCACUAAACUGGCUGCGCUUCUUUGUUAUGAAGCAACAGUCAGUCCAUGCAAUUUUCAACAUGAUAUUCACUAUGGGUCAUCCGGAAACAGUCUGCUAGAAUCUGGCACAAAUGAAAGCUAAAUAGUAUACGGAUAUACAAAUCUGAUGAAAAGGAGAUGAUAACAGUGUCUAUUGAUAAUGAAAGGUAAUCCGUAGGCAACAGACAACCAGUCCGUUCGAGAAGACCACUCUCCAAGGCAACACUCAAUAUCAAAAUAACAGCCUCCUCCAUUAUGCUACCCCCUUUUCUAUUUAUAGUAUUAAGUCCACACAGGAACUAAAAUAGAUAAAGUAAUUCUUUAAUUGACCCCAGCCCCUUUAUUUCUCCUUUCAUACCCCUUAUCAAAAUACUGACUAGGCUGAUGCCUAACACAGUCUCUUUGUGCUUUAGUACAGAGGUAAGGCUGCGUACAUCCGAUCCCCCCUUACCCCACUGUAGGUGGGAGCCUUUGCGGCACUGGGGUAAUGAUGAUGACAACUUGAUUUCAUAGUCAUUACGGAAUAGAAAUAUAUAAAUAAAACCAUAAAAACAAAUAAAUAAAAUGACACUGAAUGAAUAUAUUCAGUUUAAACAUUAAACGAUCCCCCGAAUAUCGAUUUUUUACGAAUUUCACCUCUACUUUCUUUCAAUAGCAUUUUUGGGUCCCAAAUGGAUCCCUAAGGCCUUAAGGUUCUUGUGGUCUAUAACUCAAGAAUUUCUCACAGCUGGAGCACUACGAGGGCUGUGGAAAAAUGACUUGGUUGCACUUAAAGGUGCAUGUCCAAACUGUGGUAAUGAGGUGUUUGCUUUUGUAAAACAAAAUCAGUCAAAUCAGUGUCCUCACAGAACGGAGUGUCAUGUAUGUGACAGCAUGCUAGAGUUUCGGCUGAAAGUUGAGUCCAUAUCUAAACAUGGUAGGCAGAAAUGGGUUUAUGGGCGUGUGUACCUCAUUCGGCAGCAAGGAAGAAGGCAAAGGUAGUGAAGCAUUCUCAACAAUCAACAUCUGAUGAUGAAGCCAUAUGCCUGUUUCACCAAAUCUGUUUAUAGGCAAAGGUAGUGUUUUAUAGGCCUUUUUAUCUAUUUUUUAAAAUCUUAGCCGGAUAUGUAUGUACUUGCAAAGAAACUAACGCCACAUGUAGAGGAAGUAUAUUUAUCCUAGUGUACUUAAUUCUAAAGGGUUGCAUCCCAAAAUUGAGAGCUCCACUUACCCCCCAUUUUUUGGAGUUUAGUUGAGGAACUAAAUAAUGGGAUUGCAUACAUGAUACACCAAUUCUUCUAUAGCACUUCAUGUACACUUGUCUAGAGUUCAAUAUACUGGAUUGAUACCAAGUAUUUUUUUUUAAUUUUAAAUAUGAUUAUCAACUUAUGACU